AUGGCGCUCCUUUCCAGCGACGCCUACCCCAAAAACGUGCUGGGGCGCGGCGCCAAAUCCAAGGACAGCGGCCCUCGCUACGAGUCGAGCGUCCGCUCCCGCUGGACCGCGCUCGGCGCCGCCUCUGUCGCUUUCGCGGACGACGACGACACCGGCGGCCACGCCGUGAUAGCCGCCACAACCUCGGACGUGUUCGUCGCGUUCCGAGGCACGUCGUCGACGGCGGGGUGGGCGGCCAACGCCCACGUCGCGCAGUUCAAGAUCACCUCGGGCAAGGGCGGCGCCGGGCCGGUGAUGCAGGUGCACGGCGGCUUCCUGGCGUCCUUCGCGGCGAUCUACCCCCGCGUCGGCACCGAAGUCGCCAAGGCGCUCGAGGGGACGGUGGCUGACCCCAACGCGGCGCGCGUCUUCAUAACGGGCCACUCGCUCGGCGGCGCGCACGCCGCGCUCGCCGCGCUCGCGCUGGCCGGCAACGGCGCGCGGGUGGGGGGCGUGUGGACGUAUGCGGCGCCAAAGACCGGCGACGAGGCGUUCACGCAGGAGUACAUGCGUCGAUUCGGAAACGAGACCUAUCGGUGGGUCAACGGCUUCGACCUCGUCCCGACUCUCCCGCCCUCGGAACUCCCGGCGCCGCUCGGCAGCUUCCGCCAGCUUCCGCCCGGCCCCACGCUCUGGCGGACGCUCGGGGGGCGCUGCGGCAAGGCCGGCCCUGGGCUGCUCGAGGACUGCCUGCCCGCGGGGGCGACGCUGGAGGCCGGAUAUCGGGGCACGGCGGGGGAAGGGGGCAAGGAGGAGCGGUGCAAGUUCGUGGUGGCCGACCACCGGCUGGCGAGGGCGCUCGUCGCGCUCGGCGGCUGCGUGUCGGCCGAGGCGCGGGGCCGCGGGGACGCGUGCACGCCCAAGGUGGUGAGCGCGGUCAUCCCCGACGAGUGGGAGUAG
This is a messenger RNA of Monoraphidium neglectum, 939 nucleotides long. RefSeq lists its product as hypothetical. Lineage: Eukaryota; Viridiplantae; Chlorophyta; Chlorophyceae; Sphaeropleales; Selenastraceae. Gene Ontology annotation, biological process: lipid metabolic process. The record is from RefSeq and is a predicted model, not a curated record. The coding region runs from base 1 to 939 and encodes 312 amino acids. The transcript is spliced from 3 exons.